Molecule: messenger RNA, 2742 nt
Organism: Magallana angulata
Lineage: Eukaryota; Metazoa; Mollusca; Bivalvia; Ostreida; Ostreidae
Exons: 2
Coding region: 123-1928 (601 amino acids)
Molecular function (GO): protein binding; zinc ion binding
Source: RefSeq, a predicted model, not a curated record
CGAAAUACCAAACUCCAAAUUUAUGUGUAUCAAACAUGCAAGGGAUUAAAAAUUCAAAUCUUUAGCUCAAAUUUAUAUCAAAUCACAUCCAAAAGUACAGCAGCUGUUAUUGAUUCCGAUUUAUGACUUUUUUCCAGAAAAUUUCACUAUCUCAAAUGGAUCCCCGGCGGAGUGGUCAAGACGUCAUCCGCUGUGAACUGUGCAAGGAGAAUGUUGGGGAGAUGUACUGCGAUUUCUGCCACAUCCGACUUUGCAUACCCUGUAUUGGCAGCCAUAUUGCUAAUGGUUACGACAACCACAAAGUAGUGCCAUUCCAAAAGCGGAAAUCAACCCUCGUCUACGCAAGAUGCACUAUUCAUGAGAACAAGAGAAAUAAGUUUAAGUGUGUAGAAUGUAACGUUUGUUUAUGUUCUCUCUGUGUGUCUUCCAAUUCCCACAAAGGACACGAUUUAGUUCAUUUAUCUCAGGUGAAUUUGACCACAAAGCAGUCGGUUCGAAAAGAUGCGCGAGAACUUAAAAAUAUCAUAUCUCCAACAUAUGACGCUAUUGUUUCUGAACUUGAAUCCCAAGUGGCUGGAUUAGACAAUGCCUAUGAUGAGGUAAUUUUUUCAAUAAUCCAACAUGGCGAAAAAUUGCACAAAGAAGUCGACAAUGUCAUUGGCAACAUGAAAAAUGAAUUAAAUGAAAUGAAAAAUAGCCAUCUUGAUAUUUUGAAGAAAAAGUUGGACGGAGUUGUCCAACAGCGAAAUUCAAUUCAACAAGCAAUGCGUUAUUUGUGGGAAAUUGAGCAAUCAAACGAUAUAAUGGAAAUUAUGGUGUACAAAUCUAGAAUAGAAGAGUUCAGACAACUUCCAUAUAAGGUCCAAAUUACAUUACCAACGUUCAAUGCUAAAUCAAUAAAUACAGAAGAUAUGCGCAACAUCUUUGGUUUUUUAACACGAUUUUCCAGUGCAUUAGAUGAACAAGGAUAUACACUGAAGAGAAAACAACCAGAAAUUAAGGAAUUUCUGAAUGAAGAGGAACUAGUGACCACGUUUAUAACAGAAUUGGAGGGACUUAAUAGUAUUGCUGUCGUAGGAAAUGAGAACAUCUGGAUCAGUAGAAAAGCUUCCGACAUGAACUGCUUUGAUAGUGAAGGCAGACUUACAAAAACAAUACAUUCAAGCACGGGAGAAAUACCAAAUGAUAUCACAGUCACUGAAGAUGGAGAUAUUCUCUAUACUGACUGGAAGUCAUCGUCCAUAAAUGUUGUGAAGAAUGGUACUGGUAAUAUAGAAGAAAAGAUCACCUUGCAUGAAUGGAUACCUGUCAACCUAUGUGUCACUUUCUUUAACGAUUUGCUCGUUUCUAUGUACAAAGAAGACGGUUCAGAAUCAAAGGUUGUCCGAUAUACAGACUUCGUUGAGAAACAGACGAUACAGUAUGGAGACAAUGGACAACAAUUACUUUCAGCCAACAAUUUCAUCAAAUAUUUGGCGGAAAAUAGAAAUCGGGACAUCUGCGUUGCCGACAAUGGAGCAAAUGUAGUGGUUGUGGUUGCUCAGAGUGGUCGUCUCCGAUUUCAGUAUAAUGGGCAACCACAAAGCUCUCCAAAUCAGCAACAGUUCCACCCUUUUGGUAUAGCAACGGACAGCCAAUCCAACAUACUGACGUCAGACAGUGACAACCACUGUAUCCAUAUCAUAGAUGCAGACGGUAACUUUUUACGUCACCUAAACUCUUUUUCUGAUCCUUGGGGGAUAUGUGUCGACGAAAAUGACAUUUUGUACGUGGCAGAACUGAUCACUGGAAAUGUCAAGAAAAUCAAAUAUCUAAAGAUAUUUUAUGCUCCCUUUCGAAGAAGGGACAGCGUGUUGCUUUGCUGUUGUCUGUCGGUCGGUCCACCAACAGUUUCCGUUCAUUUUCUUCGCAAAAAAUGCUCAUAUUGAAAUGAAAUUUGGUAUACAAGUUUAUCAUAAUAAUAUCUAGAUCAGGUUUGAUUUUGGUUGCGAUUGAGCAAUUUGAUACAGAGCUAUGCUCCUUGGACGUAACAAAUUUCAAUCAUUUGCAGUUUCCGUUCAUUUUCUUCGCAGAGGGUGCACGUAUUGAAAUGAAAUUUGGUAUACAGGUUUAUCGAUAUAAUGUCUAGGUCAAGUUUGAUUUUGGAUACGAUCGAGCAAUUUUCAACAGAGUUUCAGUACCGAUCAGACUCAACCUAACAGAAAGUUAACCCCAACUAAACCCUAAAUUUACUCUGGGUAGACAGAUAAAAUACAGGUCUGCUUCACAUUUCAGUGUGUACAGAUGACCACAAAAGCAAUUCUCGAGUAAACCCAAAGUAAACCCAAAGAAAAGUAAACCCCGAAAGUAAACCCAGAAGGUAAACCCAGGCUUUAGUUGGGUUUUACUCUGGUGUUAAGCUGGGUCUGAUCGGUACUGUAUGCACCUUGGACAUAGAAAAAAUUCAAUUAUUUGCAGUUUCCGUUCAUUUUCUUCGCAGAUGUUUCCAAGGGAGGGGGCAUAAGUGUUUUACAAACAUCUCUUGUCAAUCUUGGAAUGGUGCUUUCUAGUAUUUCACCUAUCGAUAGUCAUACUAACUGUCCUUGUCGGCCUACAAAGGCUUUUGAACAUUUGAUACAGUGCAUACUAAAUUCAGCUUAAUUCGACACCCUAGAAGAUAAAGUCGUAGAACAGUUUACGGAAUUUAUGUACAUAUUAACAAACUACAGUCAUGUUUUUUACAAUAAAGAAAAUUGAAGUUGA